Molecule: messenger RNA, 4488 nt
Organism: Orycteropus afer afer
Lineage: Eukaryota; Metazoa; Chordata; Mammalia; Tubulidentata; Orycteropodidae
Gene: ARHGAP35
Product: Rho GTPase activating protein 35
Exons: 6
Coding region: 1-4488 (1495 amino acids)
Biological process (GO): signal transduction
Molecular function (GO): GTP binding; GTPase activity
Source: RefSeq, a predicted model, not a curated record
AUGAUGAUGGCCAGAAAGCAAGAUGCCCGCACCCCCACCUACAACAUCAGCGUGGUGGGCUUGUCUGGGACCGAGAAGGAGAAGGGCCAGUGUGGCGUGGGCAAGUCCUGCCUGUGCAACCGCUUCGUGCGGCCCAGCGCCGACGAGUUCCACCUGGACCACACCUCGGUGCUCAGCACCAGUGACUUUGGCGGGCGAGUGGUCAACAAUGACCACUUCCUCUACUGGGGAGAGGUUAGCCGCUCCCUGGAGGACUGCGUGGAGUGUAGAAUGCAUGUUGUGGAGCAGACAGAAUUCAUCGAUGACCAGACUUUCCAGCCCCAUCGCAGCACGGCCCUGCAGCCCUACAUUAAGCGGGCUGCUGCGACCAAGCUGGCAUCUGCUGAGAAACUCAUGUACUUUUGCACUGACCAGCUGGGGCUGGAGCAGGACUUUGAGCAGAAGCAGAUGCCGGACGGGAAGCUGCUGGUGGAUGGCUUCCUUCUCGGGAUCGAUGUUAGCAGGGGCAUGAAUCGGAACUUUGACGAGCAGCUCAAGUUCAUCUCCAACCUCUACAAUCAGCUUGCGAAAACAAAAAAGCCCAUAGUGGUGGUCCUGACCAAGUGUGACGAGGGCGUCGAGCGGUACAUUCGAGAUGCACACACUUUCGCCUUAAGCAAAAAGAACCUCCAGGUCGUGGAGACCUCGGCCAGGUCCAACGUGAACGUGGACCUGGCUUUCAGCACCUUAGUGCAGCUUAUCGACAAAAGCCGGGGAAAGACGAAAAUCAUCCCUUAUUUUGAGGCCCUCAAGCAGCAGAGUCAGCAGAUCGCGACGGCGAAGGACAAGUACGAAUGGCUGGUGAGUCGCAUCGUGAAGAGCCACAACGAGACCUGGCUGAGCGUCAGCCGCAAGAUGCAGGCCUCGCCCGAGUACCAGGACUACGUCUACCUGGAAGGGACCCAGAAGGCCAAGAAGCUGUUCCUGCAGCUCAUCCACCGCCUGAAGCAUGAGCACAUCGAGCGCCGGCGCAAGCUGUACCUGGCCGCCCUGCCCAUGGCCUUUGAGGCUCUGCUCCCCAACCUCGAGGAGAUCGAUCACCUCAGCUGCGUGAAAGCCAAGAAGCUCCUGGAAACCAAGCCGGAGUUCCUCAAGUGGUUCGUCGUGCUUGAGGAGACGCCGUGGGACGCCACCAGCCACAUCGACAACAUGGAAAACGAGCGGAUUCCCUUUGACGUCAUGGACACCGUCCCCGCGGAGCAGCUGUACGAGACCCACCUGGAGAAGCUGAGGACUGAGAGGAAGAGAGCCGAGAUGAGACGGGCCUUUAAAGACAACCUGGAGACCUCCCCCUUCAUCACCCCAGGCAAGCCCUGGGAGGAGGCCCGCAGCUUCAUCAUGAACGAAGACUUCUACCAGUGGCUGGAGGAGGCCGUGUACAUGGAUAUCUAUAGCAAACACCAAAAGCAGAUCAUAGACAGGGCCAAGGAGGAGUUCCAGGAGCUGCUGCUGGAGUGCUCCGAGCUGUUCUACGAGCUGGAGCUGGACGCGAAGCCCAGCAAGGAGAAGAUGGGGGCCAUCCAGGACGCCCUGGGGGAGGAGCAGCGCUUCAAGGCGCUGCAGAAGCUGCAGGCCGAGCGCGACGCCCUCGUCCUGAAGCACAUCCACUUCGUGUACCACCCCACCAAGGAGACGUGCCCCAGCUGCCCGGCCUGCGUGGACGCGAGGAUCGAGCACCUCAUCAGUUCCCGCUUCAUCCGGCCCUCAGACCGGAACCAGAAGAACUCUCUCUCCGACCCCAACAUCGACAGGAUCAACUUGGUUAUCCUGGGCAAAGAUGGCCUUGCCAGAGAGUUGGCCAACGAGAUCCGAGCUCUUUGUACGAAUGACGACAAGUAUGUGAUUGACGGUAAGAUGUACGAGCUUUCCCUGAGGCCCAUUGAGGGCAACGUCCGGCUGCCGGUGAACUCCUUCCAGACACCAACCUUUCAGCCCCACGGCUGUCUCUGCCUCUAUAACUCAAAGGAAUCCCUGUCCUAUGUCGUGGAGAGUAUAGAGAAGAGCCGGGAGUCCACGCUUGGCAGGCGAGAUAACCACCUGGUCCAUCUUCCCCUGACGCUCAUUUUGGUCAACAAGAGAGGGGAUACCAGCGGAGAGUCCCUGCACAGCCUGAUCCAGCAGGGCCAGCAGAUCGCGAGCAAACUCCAGUGUGUCUUCCUCGACCCUGCCUCUGCUGGCAUCGGCUACGGGCGCAACAUCAACGAGAAGCAGAUUAGUCAGGUUUUGAAAGGACUGCUGGACUCCAAGCGUAACUUGAACCUGGUCGGCUCCACGGCCAGCAUCAAGGAGUUGGCUGACGUCGACCUGCGUAUCGUGAUGUGUCUGAUGUGCGGAGACCCUUUCAGCGCCGAUGACAUCCUCCUCCCCGUCUUGCAGUCCCAGACCUGUAAGUCUUCACACUGCGGGAGCAACAACUCGGUUUUACUUGAGCUGCCCAUCGGCCUACACAAGAAGCGCAUCGAACUGUCUGUCCUUUCCUACCAUUCCUCGUUCAGCAUCAGAAAGAGCCGCUUGGUUCAUGGGUACAUUGUGUUUUAUUCUGCCAAACGUAAGGCCUCCUUGGCCAUGUUACGUGCCUUUCUCUGUGAAGUGCAGGACAUCAUCCCCAUUCAGCUCGUGGCACUCACCGACGGCGCCGUUGACGUCCUGGACAACGACUUGAGUCGGGAGCAGCUGACGGAGGGCGAGGAGAUUGCCCAGGAGAUCGACGGAAGGUUUACAAGCAUCCCCUGUAGCCAGCCUCAGCACAGACUUGAGCUCUUCCACCCCUUCUUUAAGGACGUGGUGGAGAAAAAGAACAUCAUUGAGGCUACGCACAUGUACGACAACGCUGCCGAGGCCUGCAGCACCACGGAGGAGGUGUUCAACUCGCCCCGGGCGGGCUCCCCUCUCUGCAACUCAAACCUGCAGGAUUCCGAAGAGGACCUCGAGCCACCAUCGUACAACCUCUUCCGAGAAGACACAUCACUGCCCGCUCUGUCCAAAGACCACUCCAAGCUCUCCAUGGAGCUGGAGGGCAACGACGGGCUGUCCUUCAUCAUGAGCAGCUUUGAGAGCAAACUCAACAACAAAGUACCUCCGCCAGUCAAACCAAAGCCCCCUGUCCAUUUUGAGCUCACAAAGGGGGAUCUGUCCUAUUUAGACCAAGGUCACAGAGACGGGCAGAGGAAGUCCGUGUCUUCUAGCACCUGGCUACCUCCAGAUGGCUUUGAUCCUUCCGAUUACGCCGAGCCCAUGGACGCAGUGGUCAGGCCGAGGAAUGAGGAGGAGAACAUCUAUUCCGUGCCCCACGACAGCACCCAGGGCAAAAUCAUCACCAUUCGGAACAUCAACAAAGCCCAGUCCAACGGCAGCGGGAACGGCUCUGAUAGCGAGAUGGACACCAGCUCCCUGGAGCGUGGCCGCAGGGUGUCCGUCGUGAGCAAGCCGGUGCUGUACAGGACGAGAUGCAGCCGCCUGGGGAGGUUUGCCGGCUACCGCACCAGCUUCAGCGUGGGCAGUGAUGACGAGCUGGGGCCCGUCCGGAAGAAGGAGGAGGAGCAGGCGUCCCCGGGCUACAAGGGGGACAGUGCUGUCAUUCCGUACGAGGCAGACGAAGAUCCACGGAAGAGGAACAUUCUCCGCAGUCUGAGGAGGAACACCAGGAAAACGAAGCCCAAGCCCCGGCCGUCCAUCACGAAGGCAACCUGGGAGAGCAGCUAUUUCGGGGUGCCACUAACAACAGUCGUGACUCCAGAGAAGCCAAUCCCUGUUUUUAUCGAAAGAUGCAUUGAGUACAUUGAAGCCACAGGCCUGAGCACCGAAGGUAUCUACCGGGUCAGCGGGAACAAGUCAGAGAUGGAGAGUCUACAGAGGCAGUUUGACCAAGACCACAGCCUGGACUUGGCUGAGAAGGACUUCACCGUGAACACCGUGGCUGGAGCCAUGAAAAGUUUCUUCUCGGAGCUGCCCGACCCCCUGGUCCCAUACAGCACGCAGAUGGACCUGGUGGAGGCGCACAAAAUCAACGACCGGGAGCAGAAGUUACAUGCCCUCAAGGAGGUGCUGAAGAAGUUCCCGAAGGAGAACCACGAAGUCUUCAAAUACGUCAUCUCACACCUAAACAGAGUCAGCCACAACAAUAAGGUGAACCUCAUGACCAGCGAGAACCUGUCCAUCUGCUUCUGGCCCACGCUGAUGCGGCCCGACUUCAGCACCGUGGAUGCGCUGACGGCCACGCGCACCUACCAGACAAUCAUCGAGCUCUUCAUCCAGCAGUGCCCGUUCUUCUUCCACAACCGGCCCAUCAGUGACGCCCCCGGGGCCGCACCUGGCUCCCCCGCCGCCGCCGCCGCCCCCUUCCUCGCCCCCACGCCCGUCACCAGCCCGCCAUCUCCACCCCAGUCGCCUCCACCCGCCCCGCAGUCCCCGCUGCUGCCCUCCCAGCUGCAAGCCGAGCACACGCUGUGA